Molecule: messenger RNA, 1140 nt
Organism: Penicillium atrosanguineum
Lineage: Eukaryota; Fungi; Ascomycota; Eurotiomycetes; Eurotiales; Aspergillaceae
Product: FAD-dependent oxidoreductase
Exons: 3
Coding region: 1-1140 (379 amino acids)
Molecular function (GO): FAD binding
Source: RefSeq, a predicted model, not a curated record
AUGGCUCCCCUGCGAAUCGCGAUCGUGGGUGCAGGCCCGGUCGGUCUCACACUCGCCCGCCUCCUUCUCAACAAGCCGAAUAUUGAAGUCACUGUUUUCGAGUCAGAAACAUCGCGGGACUCCCGUGGGCAAGGCGGGAGCCUUGAUCUGCAUACAACCACAGGUCUUGCAGCAGUCAAAGAAGCAGGCUUAUACGAUGAAUUCCUCAAGAACGCUCGCUUUGACGGCGAAGCCUUAGUACUUCGUGACAAGCAUCUUACCAAGUAUAUCAGUUUUGGUGGCACAUUGCUUCGUGAAAUGCUUCUCGACUCCGUCCUGCCGGAGAUCAUUCGAUGGGGUUACCACCUGCAAUCUAUCGAUGAAAACUACAACUUGAUCUUCGAUCAAAAUAUGAAAGGUGGCUUCAACCUGAUUGUGGGUUCUGAGGGUGCUUGGAGCAAGACUCGCAAGCUGCUGUCGGAUCAAAUGCCAAAUUACGCUGGAAUCACUGGAAUCAGAUUCACCAUUUCCAAAGCCAAAGAGACGGCGCCGGAGUGUUACAAUCUCACUAAUCGCGGCUCUGUGCUCUCUUAUUUUAAUGAGGGCUGGAUGGACAACCUACCAUUCGACCUUGACAAUACUGAAGCCGUCAAAAAGGCUAUCCGAGAGAUAUACAAGGGUUGGCAUCCCGACCUUCUUAACUGUGUCGGCCACAGCCAGAGCCCAUUGUCUCGUCGACUAUAUAUGCUUCCUGUCGGUUGGAGCUGGAAAAAUCGACCCGGCUUCACCUUGAUCGGUGAUUCAGCUCACAUCAUGACACUUUUUGCUGGCGAGGGUGUCAAUCUGGGCAUAAUGGAUGCGCUGAUGCUGUCUCGGGCCAUUAUCAAGAUAUCCAAGUCGUCAAACCGGAGUGAAAGUCUCAUGGCAGAAAUCAAAACGGUUGAGAAGGGCAUGUUCAUGCGGGCUGAGCGAACAGCAACAUUGACGAACGAUAUGAUGACGUGGCUGUUCUUCACCGAAAAUGCGCCUCGAUCGAUUAUUGAGAAACUUGCCGCGCGCCAGAUGACUUUCCACAAUCGUUCGCUCCUUAUGCGGGCUUCUCAUCCACUCGUGGUUGCAUCUGUUCACACACAUUUCUUUUGGUUUAAGGCGUUCCACUGA